This is a messenger RNA of Malassezia globosa CBS 7966, 156 nucleotides long. RefSeq lists its product as uncharacterized. The coding region runs from base 1 to 156 and encodes 51 amino acids. The transcript has 2 exons. Lineage: Eukaryota; Fungi; Basidiomycota; Malasseziomycetes; Malasseziales; Malasseziaceae. Gene Ontology annotation, cellular component: ribosome; cytosolic small ribosomal subunit. Gene Ontology annotation, molecular function: structural constituent of ribosome; RNA binding. Gene Ontology annotation, biological process: translation; ribosomal small subunit assembly. The record is from RefSeq and is a predicted model, not a curated record.
AUGGACGUCAAGUGCCCUGGAUGCUUCGCCAUCACGACUGUGUUUUCGCAUGCUCAGUCGGUCGUUCUUUGCGGAAGCUGCGCUCAGGUUCUGAGCCAGCCAACUGGUGGUAAGGCCCGUCUUGCUGUCGGUUGCUCUUUCCGCCCGAAGCACUAA